Messenger RNA from Triticum aestivum (bread wheat), 2534 nucleotides. Its product is annotated as alpha-ketoglutarate-dependent dioxygenase alkB. Gene Ontology annotation, molecular function: ferrous iron binding; broad specificity oxidative DNA demethylase activity; oxidative RNA demethylase activity. Gene Ontology annotation, biological process: oxidative RNA demethylation. Bases 1103 to 2206 code for a protein of 367 amino acids. Gene Ontology annotation, cellular component: cytoplasm. The transcript is spliced from 7 exons. The record is from RefSeq and is a predicted model, not a curated record. NCBI's taxonomy places the organism in Eukaryota, Viridiplantae, Streptophyta, Magnoliopsida, Poales, Poaceae.
UUGGCCUGUAUAGCCUUGUGCAGCGCCAUGAAGGUCAUGUCUAUCUUGCGGCCGUGUCUUGUGGAGAUGGUGCGGGUGAUGACUUUGUUGCACGCGUACGGGUUCACCGUGAACGAGAAGUUUCCAUUGUAGUGAUCAUCGGCUUCGCCGUUGUCCCCCGGGAUCUUGAUUUUGAUCCAGAAGGUGUCCGUCAGGGCGCUGCUCGACUCGAGUAUCAGAUUAUUCUGUGGAUCGACGGUGUGUCCUCUCUGCGAUGACCAGAAGUGGCCACCAAAGCCGUCGGUGGCGGCGAAGGAACCCGUGAAGCGGAAGCGAGGGCGCACGAUGAAGAGCUCCACCCGGUACUUAGAAAAGGAGUAGGCUAAGUUCAGGUUUUUGCUGUCUCCGUUGUAGCAGAUCAUGUGACUCGGUGGUGGAUAGUCCCUCUCGUCGUAGCCGUCGUCCUCGCUGAUGUAGUCGGCCAUGUCCUGCGGUCUGUAGAACCCCCCAUUGUCGUCAUCAUCAUACUCGCUCCUCCUGCGGUCGUCGCCGUCAUCAUCAUCGCCGCUGCCGCUCACGAUGAUGCCAUCAUUGCCGAUGCCAUGGAGCCCGCUGCCAACGUUGUCUCCCCCGACGCCGUCACCGCCGAUGCCAUGGGAGCCAUCGCCGGCAUUGUCAUCAACCUCUUUCUGGUUGUACUCGGCAGCAGAUUCUUUCUCUGCCGUUCCUGUUCCUAUAGCGGGCUCAGUGGUGCAUGCCUGCAGGUCGCACGAGACGGCCCUCGAGGAUGGCCUUUCCGGCGGCCCUCCGGCGGCAGCCAUACCGCUCACGCCCUUGCCAAGAUUGCCGGCGGUAAUGAAAACCUAGAGCGAUCGAUCUGGUUGAUUAACUUCGGUCUCCUGAGAGGCUCAGACAGACCUAAUUUAUCCAUGCCAUCCAUCAAACCUGGGCCGGGCCUGGUUCUGUGCACAGUUCCUGGCCCAGUCUAGGAGGAGACAGGAACCUGGACCGAAACUGGUUCGGCGCACACUAUUAACUUCCGUGGGCCAAGACCACCAAUCCGAAGGGAAAAAACAAAGAGGGUACAGCGAGAACGGCGGCGGCGGCGCCACACUUGCCGGCGAUGUACGCGGAAACGGAGCCCGGGGCCGCCGCGGAGCGCACGGCGUUCCGGCGGGCCGAGAAGCAGUACAAGCUCUACAAGCCGCCCAGUCGCAAGGGCAGGUCCAACUCCAGGUCCAGGGGCAAGCCAGCCGGCGGUGGCGGCGGCGGGGACCUGUCCGCGGUGGUCGACUUCCACGCGCUGCUUGCUGCCGGAGGAGGCGAGCUGCCCGCCGGGAUCCGGAGGUGCGACCGCGCCGGCUUCCACCUGCCCGUCUUCUGCUUCCUCGACCGGCCAGGAUUCUAUUUCAUCCCUGGUGCUCUAUCUACCGAGGAACAGUGCUAUUGGAUCAGGGAAAGCUUGAAAACAUUCCCACAGCCUCCUAAUAGAACCAACUUGACUGCUACAUACGGUCCAAUUUUUGACUUGCUCAUUGCUGCUAAAAACCAAAAGAUUUUGGUUGAAGUGGAAAGUUCCAGUGGCAAACCAAGAGAUGAGCAGAAUAAUGUUGGGGAAAAUGCACAUCCGGGUAAAUUCAAUUUUGUGGAUGGCUCAGAGAUCCAAAAGGGGGAAAGACCUAAGUCGACCACGGCAGCUGCUCUUGUGCGCAAGCUCCGGCGGUGGAGCACCCUUGGUUUGCAAUUUGAUUGGUCAAAACGUAACUAUGAUGUAUCGCUUCCACAUAACAAGAUUCCAGACGACCUUGCUGCUCUAGCAAAAAAGAUGGCUGUUCCAGCAAUGCCUUUUGGAGAAGAAUUUGCUGCAGAAGCCGCCAUAGUGAACUAUUAUGGUCCAAGUGACAUGCUUGGUGGGCAUGUUGAUGACAUGGAAGCAGAUUGGACAAAACCUAUUGUAAGCAUAAGUUUGGGUUGCAAGUGCAUUUUUCUUCUUGGAGGGAAGACGAGGGAUGAAGCUCCAACACCAAUGUUCCUGCGAAGUGGUGAUAUUGUAUUGAUGGCUGGGGAAGCCCGAGAAAGAUUCCAUGGUGUUCCACGGAUCUUCACAGAGGGUGACCAGCAAGAUAUCUCUGGGCUGGUAUCAGAACUAUCUGAUGAUGAUGACCGCUUUAUCUUGGAUUACAUUCAUAAUUCAAGGAUAAAUAUUAACAUAAGACAAGUGUACUGAAGCUACUUUAGUUAUUACUGAAAGUUUGCACACCUGCCGCCUCCCAGGGGACCACAGUAGAUGUGCAAUUUGUUUUUAUUAACUGCAUCUGGAGUUUGUUCUGAAAUGUUGCUGGAAGAUGAGGUAACUUAUUGACCAGGAGAAGCAAUCAUGUUCCUUCAAAGGGUAGGCCUCCAAUAGACAGGGCAUUUUUGAUAAUUUCAUACCCUCAGCGAGACCUCAGUUAUCAUAAAAAGAAUCCUGCUAAUGCGACAGAUUGUAAAUCACUUAAUGGCUUAAUGCCUGAUGUAUGAGAAGUUGUUCAUCUUGUGUACUCUUUUCCAGAAAA